GCGCCUGCGGGGCCCCUCUGGCUUCCCCCCCCCUCCGCUCGAUCCCGCUCUCCCCCCCGCAUGGAUGGAGCCUCGCAACUUCCAGUGCCCGCUGCGCCCGCACCCGGGAGGCUUGACAGGUAAUUAAAUGCCCUUAGUGUGGAUCUUUGCUCUGUUGGCAUGCUUGGAUGCACAGCAGCUCUUCCGAUAGCUUCUUUUCGUCUGCCUCAUUGCAAGAAGAUGGCAAAAGCAAACAUUACCAGAGACAUCAUCCACAGACAGAUCAAGGAGAGGGGUGCGCUGGGCUUCGAACGACACUAUCAUGUCACCGAUCCAUUCAUUCGACGCCUGGGCCUAGAAGCAGAAUUGCAGGGUCACUCUGGGUGUGUCAACUGUCUAGAAUGGAAUGAAAAAGGAGACUUGUUGGCCUCUGGCUCUGAUGACCAGCAUACCAUUGUCUGGGAUCCUCUGCACCACAAGAAACUCCUUUCUAUGCACACAGGACAUACUGCAAACAUCUUUUCUGUCAAGUUCUUGCCGCAUUCAGGGGAUCGGAUCCUCAUCACGGGAGCUGCAGAUUCCAAGGUGCACGUCCAUGACUUGACUGUCAAGGAGACCAUCCACAUGUUUGGAGAUCACACCAACAGAGUUAAGCGGAUUGCCACGGCUCCCAUGUGGCCUAACACCUUCUGGAGUGCAGCAGAAGACGGGCUAAUCAGACAGUACGAUCUGCGAGAGAACAGCAAACGUUCAGAAGUCCUGAUAGACCUGACAGAGUACUGCGGGCAGCUGGUGGAGGCCAAAUGCCUGACGGUCAACCCCCAAGAUAACAACUACUUAGCAGUAGGGGCAAGUGGACCCUUCGUGCGGCUCUACGACAUACGCAUGAUCCACAACCACAGAAAAAGCAUGAAGCAGAGUCCUUCAGCUGGAGUACACACAUUCUGCGACCGACAGAAACCCCUCCCGGAUGGUGCGGCACAGUACUACGUGGCAGGGCACCUUCCUGUGAAGCUUCCGGACUACAACAACCGGCUGAGAGUUCUGGUGGCCACAUACGUCACCUUCAGUCCUGAUGGCACUGAGCUCUUAGUCAACAUGGGAGGCGAGCAGGUGUAUUUGUUUGAUCUAACAUACAAACAGCGACCAUACACUUUUCUCCUCCCAAAGAAGUGCCAUACUUCAGGGGAAGUGCAGAAUGGAAAAACCUCUACCAAUGGAGUGUCGAAUGGCAUCCAUCUCCACAGCAAUGGCUUCCGCUUGUCUGAAGGAAGAGCACACGUGAGUCCCCAAGUGGAGUUACCUCCAUAUCUGGAGAGAAUCAAGCAGCAAGCCAACGAGGCCUUUGCUUGCCAGCUGUGGACUCAAGCCAUCCAGCUAUACAGCAAAGCAGUCCAGAAAGCCCCCAACAAUGCCAUGCUGUAUGGAAACAGAGCUGCUGCCUACAUGAAGCGCAAGUGGGAUGGGGACCAUUACGAUGCUUUAAGAGACUGCUUGAAGGCCAUAUCCUUGAAUCCAUGCCACCUGAAAGCCCAUUUCCGUCUUGCCCGCUGUCUCUUUGAACUCAAGUACGUGGCAGAAGCACUGGAGUGUCUGGAUGACUUUAAAGGGAAGUUCCCAGAACAAGCACAUAGCAGUGCCUGCGAUGCACUAGACAGAGACAUCAAUGCAGCCCUCUUCUCCAAGAGUGAUAACGCUGAAGACAAGAAAGGGGGUGGCCCCAUCCGGCUGCGAGCCACAGGCCGCAAGGAUUCCAUCUCAGAGGAUGAGAUGGUGCUGAGGGAGCGCAGCUACGACUACAAAUUCCGAUAUUGUGGCCACUGUAACACUACUACAGACAUCAAAGAGGCCAAUUUCUUUGGCAGCAAUGCACAGUACAUAGUCAGUGGGUCAGAUGACGGCUCCUUCUUCAUCUGGGAGAAAGAAACCACCAACCUUGUUAGAGUGCUGCAGGGAGACGAGUCGAUUGUGAAUUGUCUCCAGCCUCAUCCCAGUUACUGCUUCCUGGCUACCAGUGGCAUUGACCCAGUUGUACGACUGUGGAACCCGAGGCCAGAGAGUGAAACCCUUAAUGGCCGCGUUGUAGUAGACAUGGAAGGUGCUUCCCAAGCGAACCAGAGACGAAUGAAUGCAGACCCGCUGGAGGUGAUGUUGCUGAACAUGGGGUACCGGAUUACAGGACUGACCAGUGGUGGGGCUGGAGGCUCAGAUGAUGAAGACAGCUCAGAGGGGCAAGUCCAGUGCCGGCCCAGCUAAAACAGAACUGCCUCUCCUUCCUCUAAUUGUUUGGCUGAAAGGGAACCUAGUUUCCUUGGUCCUGAACUUUCUCUGAUGAAUGACUGCACUGUUUCGCACUAUGCACAGAGUAGGACAAGCUGGCAGGGGCAGGAGCGGCCGUCUCUUUAAACCAUCGCCACCACCUCCUCCUUCUCCCGUCACGCUACUGAGCAGCAUGGCAGUGCAGUCCGGGGUUUGCCUUUAGUGGAAUUUAGUCCUAACAGGGGUCUUUGAGUUGUCUGUAAGCAGUGUAAGCUGGUGAUUUUUUUCUUCCAGAGCUGCUGUAUGAUCUGGUACAGGGGGAUGUUGCCUGCAUUCAUGCAUUUGGAGAGGGGAUGUUAAAUUCCUGAAUAAAAUACAAACCUAGGGCAGGGGUUAUGGAAUGAAUUUACUUCAGUGAUCUUGGUCUUGAAAGCUUGACUCUGCUUUUGUGCUACCAGCCUGUCUAGAGGCCCCUGGUUUAGGGUUGUUGGCCAUGAAACACCAGUUUUGUCCCAUAACAUCUUUCUUCUGGCUUCCAUCUCUAACACGUUGUCACCAGAUGUAGCUGUGUUGUAUUAAGGACUGGAUAUUGCCUGUCUUGUCCCUGGGCAUCUGUCUUGGUUGAUGAAUCAGUGAAGGCACUGUGUAUGUGCAGCUCAACAGGGCAGGAUGUGCUUGCCCAGCUCUGAUACUUUCUUCUGUGGUCUGUGAACCCGUGGAGAAAGGUGACAGCAACGGGAGCAGGUUUGAUCAGAGAACUAGGACUCACGUAGCUAAAGCUACUGAGGAAAGGGGCUGGUAACAGCACUCUUCCAGAGCUUCUCUCUCCGUUGCCCAAAAUGUGUGUAGCUGUAUUCACCUUCUCUUCUCCAUGUCACCUGUGCUGGAGCUGAGAACGUUGCCACCGUGUAUAUGUUGCAAGUAAAGUUUCGAGCUUUUAGACAGCAACAUUUUUGUGCAGUCAGCUGCUCUGUCUUGGCCAAGGUGGGCCUUCUCCGCCUCAUUGUUGGUGUAACAUCUGAUGGAUUAGUGGUCCUCUCAGGAACCCUCCUUCCUCUUCCCGCUCUCCACACACUGACUCUGGCUGCAAAGCCAGGAGUACACCUAGAAAUGCAGCACUGUACUUCCAUUCCUUCCCCUCUCAUGUAACAUGCAGCCCUGUUUUUCCCUCUUGCAGUUGCCAAAUGCUAAAUAUCAAAUAGAUCUUACACAGCUGUGCUACAACCGAAUCAGAAGAGGUUGUUUUUUUUCUAGGACUAUCAACUAAGACCAAAGAGCCCCUGGAGAUCUUAACUGCUCUGCGCUGUCUCGUGUCUCUUACUGCUGAAGGUCUGAACAUGCUAGCCUUGGUCCCAGGGGUGCGAGAUGUGUGUCUGGGAGUGUGUGCGCAUGUGUGUAUGCUGCAUUAGGGCUGUUCUUCCAUGUGGUGCAAUCCCUGGUCUUCCUGUUCCUGCUGUGGAAAGAUGAGAGGCCUCCCUUUCCUUCUCUGGCUGCUUCUGGCUGCCAGGCGUUGAUGAGAGAGACUGCGCAGUGCUGGCUGAUCAAGGUAACUGGCUUCCUCUCCCUUCCAGAACAGUCUUUAUGAGAUGAGUGAGCCUUGUACAGGAGGGAGAGAGGUCACAGAGGCUCGUAGCUGGCAGCGUCUCUCCAAGGACACUGUUCCCUGCCUAGAGAGAUCCCCUGCACUCCCUUGCAAUCGCAGGGGAGCUAACUGGGACCUGAUCUCUGCCCCUCAGACAAAGAUGUCCAUCUGCUCUUUCACGUGUGGGUGAAACUGAGCCUUCGCGAACCCCGGUCUUGUGGGAGCAUGCCCCUCACCGCCCAGAAACGACUGGCUACCCUUGUGCUCUGCUGAACUGUGAUGGCAGACUCGCCCUCCAUCUUCUCCUGCUGAAGCAGAGCUCUCCUGGGACAGAUUGUCACUUGGCUGCUGAGGGCAUGUUUGCUUGUUUUCACACGGUACCAGCGCGGUAGAUGUGACUGCUUGCUCGGUUUACCUGUUUGGUUGUGUACAAGCUCCCCCACCCCAGGUGUACCCCGGCACUCAAUGCUCUUCAUAACCCAGAGACAGCAGAAAAUUCUUCUCACUUGGGUGGCUUUUUUAACAUGGUCUGGCCUUUUCUUUUUUUGCUUCAGGCUUUCCUACUAGAUGCAUCCUCUUUUUUCCCCCUCUUCUCCUCCCACUCAAACUUUUUUUCCAGCUUUCAGUAGACAAUGUCUGCAGACUUUGAUUUUUAAACUGAGAGACUGAGAUGGAAAGCUCUGAAGAGGACAGACCUCUCCCUCCCCAUUCACCUUUUGCUGUGGCAGCUAUUUUUUGUUGGUUUUACCCUUGUGAGACAGUGCAGCUCUUUUACCUGCCAGUUGCAGUGUGAAAGCUACAAGAUUCCCUGCCUCUGCAGUGGAUUGCUUUUUUUUAAUGACUGCUUUGGUUAAAAAAGAUAAAUAAUAAUGGGAGAGAAGGGGAGAGAAAAAUCUUUCUGCCUCUAGCCCCUUUUCCCCUUGUCGUGGGCAGAUUACCUGCUUUGUCGCUUGUUAAUGAGGAAUUUGUAUUUAUUGGUGAAGGAAAAAACGUGCUGGAGAAGUAGGGAGAUGAUGUUGCUUUAUUGACCUCUGCUGUUUACUUCAACCCCCUCUUUGGGAAAGCUUCUUCCUGCUCUUUCUGGUUAACUCUUUCUAGCCUGGGAUAUGCAGGGAUGCCUCCUUUAUUUUUGUAUUCUAUCAAUGGGCUCUCUGUUAGGAGACUCAAGGAUUCUCUUAGUGUUGCAAUGACCAUUGCUUCUCGCUUUUUCAAGUACUAAAGAUGAUCAUCUCGUAAACUUUGCCCCUGCGGUUGUAGAGGUAACACACAAGCCUUACUGCCCUCACUAGAAGGAGCAGAAAACUUGUUUCUCUGGUCCCUGGAAGAGAAAGGGUUAAGCAAUUAAACAAUUCUUUGUUCUA
Gymnogyps californianus (California condor) is the source of this 5181-nucleotide messenger RNA. RefSeq names its product WD and tetratricopeptide repeats 1 (gene WDTC1). Lineage: Eukaryota; Metazoa; Chordata; Aves; Accipitriformes; Cathartidae. Gene Ontology annotation, molecular function: protein binding. Gene Ontology annotation, biological process: negative regulation of fatty acid biosynthetic process. Gene Ontology annotation, cellular component: Cul4-RING E3 ubiquitin ligase complex; cytoplasm. The record is from RefSeq and is a predicted model, not a curated record. Bases 160 to 2235 code for a protein of 691 amino acids. The transcript is spliced from 16 exons.